CCUCUGUCAGUAAUUUGAUUCAUUAUCAGGUUAUUGAUAAUCAGUCAUUUGCUGUCAGUUGUAGUGUCAGGUAGCAACGAACAGCGGAGCCCUAAAUGUUCGAUAACUGUUUACGUUACUCCCGUUCCCGUUCCAGUGUUUGUCAAUAGAUUGUUCUUCUACAGAAAUGCAGCCAGUUUUCUGGUGUUUAAUCGAACAAAAGUGCGCGAUUGCAUCCCCGAAGUGAGGAACUUUGCGUGUAAAGAAGCCCCCCAAUGAAUAGAAAGCAUGUGAAUUGCGACAUGGACUCCGGUUUGGGCAGCGAUGAGGAUCGGCGCGGUUCUCGGACGAAAGAGGAGAAACAACUCCACAAUCAACAGCUUUUGAGUGGGUGUUUUAUUGAUGCGGCCUCACUGUCCGAUGAAGCCGAAGUGGUGGAUCAGAGGCGAAACGAUGAGAGACGACAAGGGGCCCUGGUGUUCCAGUCCUCCAUUCCUCAGUUUUCCAUGCUUCAGAUGUCGAGCUAUGCAGGAGGCGAUGAAGUGGCUUCGAGCAGGAGUUCGGCCUGUUUCCCGGACACCUCCACCCCUUACAACUCCAUUGUGCAGCUGGACACUGCUGAUGAUAUGGAUCGCAGCAAGAACAAGUCACCUCUGGGGUUCUACGUGGAUUUGAGCCAAGUGCCUGAAACACCUCACACGCCUCCAUCCACGUCCUCCAAGAAGAACAUAUUUUCAAUGGUGAUCGACUUCGAAGGACCGAAAAAGGACAAGCCGAUCAAACUGACUUCCUCCUAUAACGCCUACAAGAAGCCCAGGCCCAAACCGAGUCAGUUGAGCAGAUGCAACGGCAGUCUUUCUUCCAGUGUCAGUUCGGUAAACUCCACUUGCAUGGCCAGCACAAGCCGACAAGGUGAGGAACAUGAGGCAGGCACCAGUGGAGCAAGCAGCCUCACCGUUUUAAGUGCGUCGCUGGUGAGGAAUCUUUCGGUGUCCACCAAGUCGUCCAGUGAUGAGUCGAGUGAUAAGAACAUUGUGGAGAAGAGCGAAGAUGAACCUCUAGGUGAAUCUUUGCUGAUGUCUCUUUGUGAUGAUGGUGAUGAGGUUGUUGAAGAAGUUUCGGUUGCGGCUAGUGAAGCACCGAACGUUCAGGAUGGUCCAAGUGGCAAGGAAGUGAGUGAUGAAGUUCAAUCAGCGGUCAACGUUCGAGAAGUCGAAGUCCAGCCUAAUGAGCAGACAGUGGCGUGUCCGCAGUUUGUGAAACUGUCCGACAUGGAGUGCCAAAAACCACGAGUCGACCUGAGUUUCACUCCCAAAAUGAGUCGCUCCAUACCGGAAAGCCAUUGGGUGGAAAGUCCCUUUCUGAUGUCGCGUUCGACCUGCUAUCGCAGUGCUCCGCAUCCCAUCGAUCCUGAGCCGCUCAUUUCUGAGUGCGGUUCGGACUCUGAGAGUGCCAUCACCAACACUAGUAUUUCCCAGCCAAAAAAGGCGGUCCGUCGACUAGGCACCGAUUUGCUGCGAAUGUUCCUGGAAGAAAUCAAUCCCGAUGUCGUUGUGAAAGUGGACAGUCACAAGCUGAAGGCCCACAAGUGCAUUUUGGCCUCACGCUGUCAAUACUUUGCCGCUAUGCUUAGCGGCAAUUGGCUGGAAAAGUCCGGCAACGUCAUUUCGCUGCCGGGCUUCUCCUACGAAUCGGUGUAUUUCUCGUUGUGCCAUAUCUAUAGCGGAGCCGCCCAUGUGCCAGAUUCCAUCAGUUUGGUCGAGCUGGCCUCUUUGGCCGAUAUGUUGGGCCUCGAGGGUCUGAAAGAAGUCGUCGAACACGCUCUGAAGCAGAGGCAUUGCCACAAUUUCCACCGGCCUUGUGCAGGCUGUUGCACGGGUGUUUUGGAAGUGCUCCCUUUAUCGGCCGCCUAUGGCUUGGACGAUCUGUACCAGAAAUGCCUGCAAUGGAUAACGCAGCAUUUCGUUCGGGUCUGGCCCAGCAGGGCAUUCGCCAGUUUGCCUAGGGAGCUGCGGGAAAAGUGCUAUCAGCAGCAUGUGGUUCAUAUGUCGCCAGACAAGGUGUUGGAAACAAUGUCGUCCUGCAAUAAAGUGCUGGCAACUUUGCCGGCAAUGCGAUGGGCAGAGCCGAUCAACCACUUGGUUGUGCAGCUAUCAGAUGCCUGCCAUCUCUACCAUAGGCAACAUUUUGCGGCUGUUUUGGGAUCAGCGGCGUUCCACGCGCUGGACUCCGGCCUAGGAUUCGGCGUUUGCGAAGUGGAAGAUCAAAUGCUCAACGCCGCUAAGAAUCUGGGGGUGGAGCAGGCUUGCAGGAGUUACGCGCGAUGCUGCAAAAUGCUGGACGCCCACUGGAGCCGCCCGUUUGCCGACCUGCUGAACAAAAUCAAAAUUCAAUUGGAGCAAUGCUUGGUCAAUCAGGCGGACAGGCUGAUCCGGAGCAAUGCGUGGCUGCGAUUGGAUACGGUGUUAAGAACGCGCAUCAAGGAGCUGACCCCUUCGAUUGAGGCGCAGAGUCGGCUGCCUCGCGCCAAUCCGCUGCGCAAUAAGAAGCCGCCGAUUUCGGGGAAAAAUGCUUCCCAGAGCCCACUGGUUUCCUCUUCGGAUUCGUCUAGAAAUUCCAGUCCGGGCGUCAACCAGGCCAGGCUGCAAGGCGGCAGCCCGUCGUUGAGGAGGAGCUUAUUGCUGGCCGCCAAAGCGCCACAGGUUCCUCCUAGUCCAUCGGCGAACCGUCGCAGCACCUUGACUCAGCCAACUGCAGCCAGCCAGGCCAGAUCAGUGGGUUCUGCGCCUCGGCAGCUUAAAAACAUGGUACCAGUGUCCAACAGGCCUCCGCCUAGGACUGCUGCCAAUGCAAAUAUCAGACCAUCAUCGAGUGGAACUAGACGGCCAAUCGCGUCAAUUAAUAGCAACGAAAGGCCGAAUUCGUCUCCCGGUUUAAUGGGCAGUAGUGGGUCGAGCCAGAGAACCGUCCUUAAUUCAAAGAAUAGCUCGACCACAGUGUCUAGAAAUUCUAGUAAGGGCAAAAGUGACGCUCCCAGCACUUUGCGAACGAGGAAAACUGAUGUGCGAAGUAGUUCUCCCUUGAAACCUGAUAGCAGAGCCAGUUCGCCGCGAAAGCUGGAUAGUAGAGUAACUUCUCCAUUAAAAUCAAACAUUCGCAGUCCAUCGCCGAAGUUGAAAGCGGAUCUGAAGCCGCAGCAAUCAGCGAGAAAAUUAAAGGCCGAUGAAGCGCCGAAACCGGUGCCGCCGGUACCUCAACCUUCUAUGCAAAGAUCGAGCACAUUCCUUAAGGACGAGCCCACUAUUUUAGGUAAGGUAAUCUAAUCGACCAUCAAACAUUCCUGAGUUUAUCGUGUUAAUUAGUCGACAUUCUAAACCCCCCUAAGUUAAGUUUAAACGACACUAUUGCUUCAACUGCAAAUAUUCAAUAUAUGAAAUCAUCAACUUAUCCUUAAGUUGCUCCCUAAUUUAAAAGUGUUUGGAGCAAUUUUUAUUAAAUGGAAAUGGGGGAAGAUGUUUCAGUUGUCCAGGCAAUAUUGUUAUGCGUUAUUGUUUAGUUGUUCUACGGGAUAAUUAAUUAGUGUUGCGAAAACGCCCAGAAAUAUAAAAAGGGUGUUUUUGGCCAUACUAAUGAUUCAGCCUAAUAUUUCCUAGUCAAACUUAGUCUAUACUUUGUGAUCUCAUACGCGAAACACAUUAAUAUAUCGUAGUAUUUAUUUAGGUUCUUUUAUGUGAUGUUUUUGUUACGUUAUUAUUAUAAGUCUUGUGAUCUGAGUGAAUAAAAAAUUAUUACAUCAAAGCUAAAAGCGCGAAACUGAACGAAAGGAGCAUCACUUGGCAUCGUGUUUAAACAAUUAAAAUUUAUAAUAAAACCCAAAUCAGUUACAUUAAGCGAAAUUACAUUCCAUUGUA
Molecule: messenger RNA, 3890 nt
Organism: Dendroctonus ponderosae (mountain pine beetle)
Lineage: Eukaryota; Metazoa; Arthropoda; Insecta; Coleoptera; Curculionidae
Exons: 12
Coding region: 255-3302 (1015 amino acids)
Molecular function (GO): protein binding
Source: RefSeq, a predicted model, not a curated record